ACGCCAUUUAAGGGAGCAGCAAUCCCAUACCGGCCCAAAGUCUCCUCUUGUCAGUCUUCGGGAUCGGCUGUGCUUUUUUCUAGCGGCAGCGAAACGCCUCCUGGCCCCAUUCUUAGCCAAGCAAGUGGCAGAAGCACCUGUCUUGAUGCCAAUUCUGAAGUCGGCCACAGUGGCAGCGGCAUUAUCUGCCCUACUUCCGCUGGCCAAAGUGGCUUGCUAAUUCAGUGCGCUAGCCAGCAUAGUGCGUCCACUCUUAGGCCGAUCUCGCCUAUUGGUCUCCAACCAGGCCCGGCUGAAACUUCGGCUGCUGCCUGU
Molecule: messenger RNA, 315 nt
Organism: Protopolystoma xenopodis
Lineage: Eukaryota; Metazoa; Platyhelminthes; Monogenea; Polystomatidea; Polystomatidae
Source: the annotation of a GenBank genome assembly